This is a messenger RNA of Electrophorus electricus (electric eel), 5544 nucleotides long. It is a transcript of the gene itcha, whose product is annotated as itchy E3 ubiquitin protein ligase a. Gene Ontology annotation, biological process: protein K63-linked ubiquitination; protein K29-linked ubiquitination; proteasome-mediated ubiquitin-dependent protein catabolic process. Gene Ontology annotation, molecular function: protein binding; ubiquitin protein ligase activity. NCBI's taxonomy places the organism in Eukaryota, Metazoa, Chordata, Actinopteri, Gymnotiformes, Gymnotidae. The record is from RefSeq and is a predicted model, not a curated record. Gene Ontology annotation, cellular component: cytoplasm.
GGAGGUACUGGAGACGUGGUGUUUUGGUUAAUGGACUAAAAUGGCAAACUGUGUCCACCAAACAAGUUUCUUUUUUCCCGCAGCUGAUUUGCGCUGAGAUUAAAAAUCACAGACGUUGUUUUACCAAAAACUGAAACAUCUGAGCCCCAAAAGUUACUGUUAAUGGCUGCAUGAUGAAAGCACAGUUGCAGAUAAUAGUUCUAUCAGCUAAGCUGAAAGAGAACAAGAAGAACUGGUUUGGGCCCAGUCCAUAUGUGGAGGUGGCUGUGGAUGGCCAGUCUAAAAAAACAGAGAAAUGCACCAACACACACAGUCCUAAAUGGAAACAACCUCUUACAGUGAUUGUUACACCCUUCAGCCAGUUAAUUUUUCGUGUCUGGAGUCAUCAGACACUGAAGGCAGACAUUUUGUUGGGAAUGGCAACUUUACAAGUCAGUGAGACGCUCAAGUCCAAUGACCUGAAGAUUUGUGAGGUGGUGCGCACUCUGCCACUGAGUGCAGACAGGGACAGCAAUGACGUGGUGGGUGAUCUGUCUGUGUGUUUGGAUGGAAUGCAGGUGGAUCCUGCAACCUUUGCUUCGGAGGAACAGAAAAACAAUGCUGUUCCGAAUGGAGAGUCCAGGCUGAAUGGGGAAGUGGCUGGCAGAUCGAGUCGAGACUCCUCUCCCUCCAGCGACAUUGCUGAUGAUCCUUUAUUGCCCAAUGGUCACGCUGUGGGAAGUCCAGGGUCUCCAUCUCCUUCAGCAGGGGCUCUGAGGCCACUGCGGCCACCUAGACCCCAGUGGCCACCCCCUGCUUCUCCCCAGAGACCCUCUUCCUCAGCAGUCUCCUCACCUGGCUCCACUCCAUCCCACGGAAGCAGUGGUCCAAGUCCAGAAACGUCGCCGCACAUGAGUGUGAACAGGGAGCCAGUGAACCAGGGCUCAAGCUCAACCUCAGGCUCAACCUCAGGCUCAGGUCAGGCCCUCGGGGUGAGCCCCUCUCUCCAUCGAGUGAGCCCCAUCAACACAGGCCCGCUUCCUCCUGGCUGGGAGCAGAGAGUGGAUCAGAAUGGUCGUAUAUACUUUGUGGAUCACAUUGAGAAGAGGACCACAUGGGAGAGACCAGAACCUUUGCCUCCUGGCUGGGAGCGGCGCGUGGACCCAAUGGGCCGUGUGUACUAUGUUGAUCACAUCAGCCGCACCACCACGUGGCAGAGACCCACGGCAGAGUCGGUCAGGAACUAUGAGGAGUGGCAGAACCAGCGCAGCCAGCUGCAAGGAGCCAUGCACCUGUUCAACCAGAGAUUCAUCUACGGGCUCCAGGAUCACCUAGCACCAACUGCUAAUAAAGAGUUUGAUCCAUUGGGACCAUUACCUCAGGGAUGGGAGAAGCGGACCGACAGUAAUGGGAGAAUGUACUUUGUUCAUCAUCCUACAAGAACAACACAAUGGGAGGAUCCUUGCACUCAGGGCUUGCUGAAUGAGAAGCCUUUGCCUGAAGGUUGGGAGAUGAGGUUUACUGUGGAUGGAAUUCCAUACUUCGUUGACCACAACAGGAGAUCAACCACCUACAUUGACCCCCGCACUGGCAAAUCUUCACUUGAGAAUGGCCCUCAGAUUACUUAUGUGCGAGACUUCAAAGCCAAAGUUCACUAUUUCCGCUUCUGGUGUCAGCAACUAUCAAAGCCUCAGCAUAUCAAAAUCCAUGUCAAUCGCAAGACACUGUUUGAGGACUCCUUUCAGCAGAUCAUGAGCUUCCACCCACAAGAUUUGAGACGGAGACUAUGGGUCAUCUUUCCAGGAGAGGAGGGGCUAGACUAUGGAGGAGUGGCCAGGGAAUGGUUUUUCCUAUUGUCUCAUGAAGUGUUGAACCCAAUGUACUGUCUUUUUGAGUAUGCGGGCAAAGACAACUACUGUCUGCAGAUCAACCCAGCCUCCUCCAUCAAUCCAGACCAUUUGAAGUACUUCAAGUUUAUUGGACGAUUCAUUGCCAUGGCUCUGUUUCACGGGAAGUUCAUAGAUACUGGCUUCUCUCUACCCUUCUAUAAACGAAUCCUAAGCAAGCCAUUGUCUCUGAAAGACCUGGAGUCCAUUGACCCAGAGUUCUACAACUCCCUCAUCUGGAUCAAGGAAAAUAACUUGGAGGAGUGUGGGCUGGAGAUGUAUUUCUCUGUGGACAAGGAGAUCUUGGGUGAAGUCACUACUCAUGAGUUGAAGCCAGAUGGAGGGAACAUUCUGGUAACUGAGGAAAAUAAGGAGGAAUAUAUCAGACUGGUGGCAGAAUGGAGACUAUCCAGAGGAGUUGAGGAGCAGACUCAAGCUUUCUUUGAAGGUUUUAACGAAGUCUUGCCCCAGCAGUACCUGCAGUACUUCGAUGCCAAAGAGCUAGAGGUGAUGCUGUGUGGGAUGCAGGAGAUUGACCUUGCAGACUGGCAGAGGAACACCAUCUACAGACAUUACACUCGCAGCAGCAAGCAGAUCGUCUGGUUCUGGCAGUUUGUGAAGGAGAUGGAUAAUGAGAAGAGGAUGCGUCUGCUGCAGUUUGUGACCGGCACCUGCAGACUUCCUGUCGGAGGGUUCACUGACCUCAUGGGUAGCAACGGGCCUCAGAAGUUCUGUAUUGAGAAGGUGGGGAAAGAGAACUGGCUUCCCAGGAGCCACACAUGCUUUAACCGUUUGGAUCUACCCCCUUACAAGAGUUACGAGCAGCUUAAAGAAAAGCUGAUGUUCGCAAUUGAGGAGACGGAGGGCUUCGGCCAAGAGUGAUGUACACACAUACAUACACACAUACAUACACACAUGCUUGGCACAGGCUACUGUUAUUAGCACAUCUCCUUGGCAGCAGAGUUUACAUGCCAGUCUUGCCUAUGAGAAUGCUGCUAGUUGCUGAAGGAGCGAGUGAAGUUUACGAGUGAGAGAGGAGAAAAGUUUGAGAGCACUGUCCCUUCUUCCUUUUGCCUAGGCUCACGUUUAGCCCCUUCUUCCCAACACGCCACUCAGAGUUUCCCUCCUACUGGUGGUCAUGCUGCCUUAGUUGGUAAUCUAUGCACCAGAAUGGCCAGGCUUGAUGAACUGAAUCCUAAGACACACAUGGGCUAUGCACACUACUCCCUGGUUUGCUGGAUUCACUGUAGUUUUUAAACUGUUCGCUCCUUUCUGACUAACCUUGCACCUUGAACAUGCGUCAUUUCCCGUUGCUCCUUUACCGGUCUAGCAGAACAUGGAGUAGAAACCCUUCUGUGUAAGAUUGUGCAUUGUCUGUGUUUGGUAGAGCUCUGUAGAUACAGUGAGGUAGCUCUGUCCACCAAGGUGUAGGAUGACCGAAUGUGACCAGAAUUUCAAUUCUACUUAGGAUGUAAACCCCUUAUAAAGCACUUUGAGAGAGGAGUUCAGUGUUUGGGAUGAUAGAAUAAUUGAUACUUAGAACAUUGAAGGAGUUGGAUUACUAAUGAUUACUCUCUUCAUGAUGCUUAAAAAUAACUUGAUUUCUCUGUGACUGGAAAUAAUUUUCCCAUUAGUGAAAGUGGGGAAUCAGAUUCUUAAUGCAAGUCAGUCGAUUGCUUUUGGAAAACAAAAAAUGCCAAAGAGGGGAAGUCAGGGUGUACUGGUGCGAUUGACCAAUGUCACGAAUAGUGUGGACAUCCCAAACAUCUCUGUGAGAAGAUUCCAAAAUGGGUCUUCUCAAACUUAAAUACAAGGCAGUACAUGCCAUUAAGGCAAAAGGAGUGAUGCUGCUGGAGGUUAUUAUUACCAUAUUAGCAUAGAAACACCUCCCCAGUCUAUGGGAGCACCUUAAAUGAAUUUAAGAAGAGUACCUUCUUUAGACAGGCAGGAUGCUUAUUCAGGUUAGUAAAUGUUCUGAAGUGAGCCAGUUUUCUUUUGAUCAGAAUCUGACCAUGCACUUGUCACUUUGAGAUUAAGGCUAGUUAGCGUGUCUGAGCAGUUUUAGAUAACUACAAAACUGUGAUGAAAAGCUCUGUCCCUUUAAAGCCCAUAUUAUGCUUUCAUUUAGGAAAGAGUGGUUGGAUAAAAUCACCUAUAAUAGCAUGGAGGGGAUUUUAACUUGACCUUAGUGAACUGAUGGAGCAUUUUAAGUCUUUUACUGCUGAAAGGUGCUUUUCUGUUUCUUUCUUUUUUUUUUUUUUUUUUUUUUUUUUUUUUUUUUUUUUUUUUAGGAGAAUUAUGUAGUGGUGUUAAGGCAUUUCCUUAACUCUGAGCUAUUUCUGUUGCUUUGGAAUUAGGCUUGUUCUGGGAAAUGCAGUGUAUGUUGUAUGUGUAAACUGUUAUGUAGAAUUUUAAAGACAUCACUCUUGAACACUCUAAACACAGUUUUACAGAGCAUAGUAAAAUGUGUCUUCAGUGGAUUCAUUGGAGGAGGAUCCUUCCAUAUUUGACAAACACAUUGUUUCCACAUUAUAGUAAAGCUUGUGUAGCACUGGCUCCAAAACCCCCUAAGGAGAACGAAUAGGAAGAUUUUCCAUUUAUGAAAACUCUUGAAUAUGUAAUUCAGCUUGAUUCCUUAAAACAUAGGCCUUUGUGGUUAAUGUGUGAGUUGUAAUACUUUUUUUUUUUCUCAAUUGAAUUUUCCUAUAAAAUAUUGUCUAUUUCUGAGAUUCUUAGCUCAAAUAUGUGAGCACAAUGGUAACACUAUAAAAUGUGAUACUGUUCCAAUAUCUUGUGUCUUUGAUGAAACUGAUAAAUGACUGAACAGUUCAGCAAUAUGUACUUACUGUGCUGCGUACCACAUUAAUACAUCUUGUAUCAAUAAGAUGAAAAAUCAUAUGAUGCUGUGACAUUUUGAGUCAAAUGGACUUAAACUUUGGACAUUAAACAGCUGUACAAUUGUAUUUCAUUCUGUAUGUGACAGCGGAUGUAGUUUGCAAAAGCAGUAGUACUAGUUUAAAAAGACCUGUUGGUUCUGACAACCAUUGUAUGUUUUGAGAAUAGUCCUUACUUUAAAGAAGUGUGUGAAAUUAAUUAAGAGAAACCGCUCAAUGCACAAGAAACUUUCCAGUGUACUGGUUACUUUUAGUUGUCUUCGAUUUGACUCCCUUUCCCAAACAGCAAAUAUACAUAUCAACAUUGACAGUCGACUGUGACAUGAUAUUGAUAAUGCUGCCCUGAGCUUUAUGACUAAGUUGAAUUGAUUGACGCAUUGUGAUGAAACAUGAUGUGCCUGACUUCCUGUGCUGACGUCUAAUGCUUGCCGCCUUCCCCACUGCAGCAUGUUAUCUCAAGGCACUUUUGUCAGAAAAAAAUGAUGUAAUAAUUAGAAAUGGACAACAACUUCUCAGAGUUCCAGUUACCCCUCCCAGUCAAUUUAAUCAUGUCUUAAAACUAUUUGUAGGAAUGAACAUGUAAGCAAAGGUGUCGGUUUCACCUCUUUAUUUUCUUAUCUAACAAAUGCAUUGUAAAUCAUAACAGUGAGCUUAUAAUGUCUUUUAAAAAAAGUGGGAUUUAAUGUUUUGACUGAAUUUUAUUUUUCUUAUGUGGAUGUGUACAGUUAGAUGAUUCUUGUCAAGAUUCUCAAUUGAACUGAAGAAAUAAAGAUAUAAUGCAUCAA